This is a messenger RNA of Mya arenaria, 3624 nucleotides long. RefSeq lists its product as uncharacterized. The record is from RefSeq and is a predicted model, not a curated record. The transcript is spliced from 2 exons. Lineage: Eukaryota; Metazoa; Mollusca; Bivalvia; Myida; Myidae. Gene Ontology annotation, molecular function: zinc ion binding. The coding region runs from base 177 to 2618 and encodes 813 amino acids.
GAUAAAGAUUAUCAGUAUCAAAUUAAUUGGAUCAUCGUUGGAAGUAUCAUAGUUCUUUUCUUUCCAGGUUUCAAUGUGAAACAUAUUAAGCAUUAGAGCGACACGUCGAACACCGAUGCUUUUAGAAAAGUAUCAUAGAAAGUAGAACUCAACUGAAAGCGAGGAAGUAGGAAACCAUGCCUUGCGUCCUGUGUGUCAGUGAACCAAAGGAUGCAAGAAUAUUACCAGAAUGUCAUCAUGCUCUCUGUGAGGACUGUCUUACUGAAUACAUCACCGUCUGCUUUAUGGCAAACAAAAAAACGCGCAAAAAGAAGAUGAAAGUUCUAAAGUGUCCGCAAUGCACGACGAUGUUUCAAUGUCCUGCUUCAAUAUCAUCCAUCCCUGAAUGGAUAUGCCAGUUACGGAUAUUGGCGUCCAAGCCAUCUGAAGAAAUUGAAACCGAGAAUGUUCUUACUGAGCAGCACGGCAAAGCUAGCACUUUUGAAGAGAUUAACACAACACUCGGGCCUCCAAUGUACACGUACAUAGUUGAAGACCAAGUUUCAGGAAAAACAAGCUCCAAGAGAGAGGCUAUUGACACAACAGAUGAGAGUCAUAAACGUUGCUCAACACAUCUUGGAAGGAACGUUGAGUUUUACUGUUGCAGCCAUGACGAAUUCAUUUGUCGCAUAUGCAUUAUCAGGGAACAUAACCAUCGGCACUGUGACAGCAUUGUUGAUUUGGAAGACGCCGGUGAGAUAAUUCGGAAAGAUGAAAUACGUAUGGCAGUGAUAAGCGAUCUUGAAGCAGCUAAGGAAUACAAUACACAGCUGAUUAAUGAAAUAGAUAACGCUAGAAAAUCAUCUGGAAAUCAGCGAUUAGAAAUAGAGAAGACAUUUGAAAACCAUCGACAAAAAGCUUUACAUUUUAUUGAUCUACGUGAGAAAGCUUGUCUGAAGACUUUCGAUGAAGUUAUGGACGACCAAUCAACACAAUUAAACAAAACAAAAGCUGAACUCAAAGCCAACCUAGAAGAAAUUGAAAGCAUAGCCAUACAGCUAAAAGAGACAAUUGGGUCGGAUGUGAAGCGUUCCUACUUAUUUCCAACUGUUUUGAAAAUAAUAACGAAAAAUUAUCAGAGGAAUGUAAAUACCCGUGAAACUCAUUUUCAGUCCACUUUAACGAAGGUAAAAAUAAAAAAUGUUGAGACUGAAAUUUUGGAACUAGGUUGCAGAGGGGUUGAAAUUGAUUUUGAAAAACAGACGCUUUCAUCGUUCCCACCUGUUCAAAUAUCACCGGAAAGAUUACUUCGGGCGAUUUCUGCAGAAUCAUAUGUUCAAACUGCCAGUAAAAGUGUACAAGGUGCAGUUUCUGGAAUACACGACCAAAACGAUAUUGUUAUCAAACAAUCUGCUGAGAUUCAUCAAGCUAAUAGUGAAGGAGAUGUAGACGAGACAACCACCAUAGAAAAAUACAAAGUUUCUGGAACACACGACCAAAACGAUAUUGUUGUCAAACAAUCUGCUGAGAUUCUUCAAGCUGAUAGUGAAGAUGUAGACGAGACAACCACCAUAGACAAAUACAAAGUUUCUGGAAUACACGACCAAAACGAUAUUGUUAACAAACAAUCUGCUAAGAUUCAUCAAGCUGAUAGUGAAGACGUAGACGAGACAUUCACCAUAGUAAAAUACAAACGAACUGCUGAAAGAGACACACAUACCAAACCACAAGACGCAAAGGACGUUGGAUUUUCGUUGAAAGAGGCAUUGCUUACCAGAAGACCAUAUGGAACACCGAGCCAUAACAACAACAACAACAACAUCAAUAGGCCUGUUUUGAAACACACUUUCAGUACAACCUUGAAGUUACCAUAUCCACAACAAGGCUGGAUUACUGACGUUCUUGUGUUGAGAAAUGGGAAUAUCGUAUUUUCUGAAACACUGCAUAAUAGACUAAUGAUUACUAAUCAGGAAUUCUCGGUAAUCUCUGACUUGGGUAUGAAAUAUCCUCCUGGUCAAAUGGCCCUUAGAGAAAACAGAUCCAUUUUGAUUUGCCAGAAGGGGACGAACAUGAUUGCCGUGUUUGUUAUUGACGAAAAUGCUGCCUUAAAGCUGAAGUCAUGCAUGGCUCUACCCUGGCACCCAAAGAGCAUAAACUCGUUACCGAACGGAGAAGCCCUUGUUUCGAUGCAAGCUCCCGAUUAUGAAUGGAAAGUUAUCAAAAUGCAAAGUUAUGUUGACGACACUUUCAAAAGGUUUAAAACGAUCAAUAUUUCAAUAGACGAUGGAUAUUCACUGCAUGUUGUUGUUAGUCAGACUGGUUCCCUGCUCGUUAUUCAAUGCUGUGAAUCGGAAGGAGUCGUACAUGGAUUUGACCUUGAAGGAAAUCAGAAGUUUUCAUUUGAAUGUGAUCAGCCCAAGGCUGCCGCGCAAGACAGAUAUGGGUAUAUUUAUGUAGUCGAGUACUCUGGGGCGGUUCACGCACUGACACAAAAUGGAACACCUUUCGGUGUUAUUCAAAAUUCAAAUAUGUACAGGUGCCAAAGGAUUGCUUACGAUGAGAGAAAUGAUCGUCUUAUUGUUACAACUUACAAGGACAGUACAAUACAUACGUUACAGAUUGACUAUAAGAGUAUUUGAAGGAGAAGAUGUUGGGAAGUUGGCUCGAACUCCCAGGGACCGCCUCGGAAAACUCGAGCCAAGCGGGCAUGCUUACCUUCAGUAUAAACAAACCCGUCCUUUACAUCCAUUUCGAGCAAACGAGAAAUGCGAGCCAAACGAGUUCGAGCCAACGGGGUUCGACUGCUCAUGCAUUGCAAUAUGGUGUGCGUGGUUGCAAGUGUACACAUAAAAAUUAAUAUACAUAUAAAUGAAGAAAACAAACCAACAACGAUAUCAUAGGUGUAUGAAUAAUUUUUAUUUAAAACUAUACAAUUUCAAUUUAAGCAUGUGGUUGAUCUGGGUUGUCGUCUGUUCCGGUGAACACGAUUUACGGUUGGAACCCUUACACGCCUGUAUCGAUGUUGACCGUUUCAAGAGUCCAUAACAUGUUUCAAAACAGAUAUGUAUGUAUAGGAAAAUACGCAAUGAUGUGAUACAUGCUACUUCACCUGCAAACCCAACACAAUCGAUAGUGAACUUAAGAUAUUAUUCCUUACAGCGCUAAAAGAUAAACUAUUGUCGCAGGGAUCACUUUAAUAUCCGGUACGCGCAGUGGAUAAAGCGCGCCAAUUUCCACCAUUGUCACGAGCUGGAUUCUCGGCCUGGGUGCAUAUGUACUUGGUUUGUGGUCACAAAGCCGAGUGAUUAAUAUAAUAUUGUAAUAACUUGUUUCACAACCGUUGCAAAAUAAAUGCGUUAAAUUCAAUUUAUAGUACGAAGUACGAAAAUACGAAGGAAGUUGAGGCAAAUAUUAACACUCCAAUGGACAACAGGAGAAUGAUGGCGAUAAGUAUCCCUUCAUGAAGGCAGACAGUUUCUCCUGUAACAACGCCUGAAACAUAGACAUCUUCGUUAAGUGACACAUACUAGCACAGGGUUACUACAAUCGGAAUAUCUUGGCCGUUAUCCAACAUAUAUGACCACGAAAAUAAAACGGGUCUUUAAAAAUCGUCUAUCAUGGCGGCGCCCAUAUUGAAAACGUGUU